AUGAGAGAAAUCGAGUCUCGGCCUCAGCAAGCGCCAGUGGACGGGCAAGGUGACAAUGACGAGGAUGAAGAGAAGGAAGUGACUGAACAGAUUGCAGAGAAAACAUUAUCGGAUAAUUCCUAUCACAACGACGAUCCGGUUUUUGUCAAAAAUUCAGGCAGAGCAUUACCAUACUAUGCCGCACCUUAUGAGAUAACAUACAAAAGCUCUCUGUCAUUACGAGCUUCAAAUUAUCUCAACUUCCAAAUGCAAACGAAAUACCUGCGAUUAGUGCAUUCUCAGGCGCCCCCGAUCCACCCGGCGGACCCGGCGCGUCUCGAGCGUCUGCCCGCCAACCGGGCCGAUCGAAUUUUGAAUUCAACGAUAUAUAAGAGUUGGUCGGAUCUCAAAGGACUUGCUGUUCUCCACCUUCACGGAACAGCCAAUGUCUCUGACAUAUCCCAGGCCGUGGUAGAACGUUUGAAUGAAGCGUCCGGGUCAUCAAAAAAGGGACGAAAAGGUACUUUGUACUUCCAAUUCAGAAAAGAUGACCCACGCUUCUGCAACUUGCAAGCCAUGCUUGCCUUUCUUCUGAGUGCUAAGAUGAACCGACGGGACAGUACAGACGAGUUGGGGGAGCCGAAUGAGCUAGAAAGAGCGUACCACUUUCGCGGUUGGAGUCUAGAUGAUCAACUUGAUGUGCUUGCUCUCCGCACAUGGAGUUUAUCGAACAGCGAACCAUUCAUGAUUAGCCGUCUAGAUGACUGGAUCAUAACAAGCCAAGGCGAUCUGAGCUUAGGAGAUGGGAUUAGUCAGUUAUCUUCGCUAAACUUAGAUACACUUGACGACAGUACAGCGGCAGAUGCUAGGAUCUCAUCAGAUACUGGGACAGAACCCGGCACUCCCGGUAUUAUCGAUUGCAACCUGAACCUUACGAAAGAUGCACAAGAUUUGUUAUAUUGUGUUCAAUACGCUAUCCGGCCGAUGUCCGUGGAAGAGCUGGCCAUUAUGACAUCUCUGAGGGACCAAACGAACUGGUCUAAAGACCAUCAGAGGAUACUGACGCGGGAUACCGUUGAGUCCUCGAACUCACAAGUAUACCUGAUGAAUAACGAGGUCUAUCCUCAUAAUUUACCCCUUUCGGUUGAAUCUACAACGACUAAUAAAGCUCACGGCGAUCUGACUCGACGUUGUCUACAAUACCUGCAAGAUCCCGCUGUUCAAGUAGAAAUCAAAGCCCCUUGUGAUACCUAUGACCCCGACGGCCACACACCUAUACCACUCCUUCGCCACAAUUUGAUCACUUAUGCGGUGAUGCACUGGCCACUGCAUUAUCGUCUUGCAGGCGAUUCGCAGCCAUUGAAUUAUGUGUCAGAAUUCUUCCAAGACCCUAGGAACAGAUUGGCUUGGUCAUGUGCCUAUUAUACCUUCGGAAACCCAGUGACACGAUCGCCGCGUAGUUAUUUCUCUCCGAUACCGCUUUUUUCCAUGCUAGGUCUCGAUGAUAUGCUUACGGAGUCAAUUCGUACAGAGAGUGGGUCACCCACUUUGAAUAUUGAUGCCCGGCUCGCGUUGGUCGAGGCUGCCAGGUAUGGGCAUUCCACUACUGUAAAGCUCUUAAUGGGAACAACGAUCAUAGACAACUCUACUCUUCGGGAUGCGGUUGACGCUGCCGCAUCUUUUGGACUUGGUGGAGCCCCUACAAGACUUAGUAAAUCACGCUGUUACAAUUGA
Messenger RNA from Talaromyces marneffei, 1713 nucleotides. RefSeq lists its product as uncharacterized. NCBI's taxonomy places the organism in Eukaryota, Fungi, Ascomycota, Eurotiomycetes, Eurotiales, Trichocomaceae. Bases 1 to 1713 code for a protein of 570 amino acids. The record is from RefSeq and is a predicted model, not a curated record. The transcript has 4 exons.